Messenger RNA from Exophiala oligosperma, 2174 nucleotides. RefSeq lists its product as uncharacterized. Gene Ontology annotation, molecular function: protein heterodimerization activity; histone binding. NCBI's taxonomy places the organism in Eukaryota, Fungi, Ascomycota, Eurotiomycetes, Chaetothyriales, Herpotrichiellaceae. Gene Ontology annotation, cellular component: nucleus. Bases 120 to 1952 code for a protein of 610 amino acids. The transcript has a single exon. The record is from RefSeq and is a predicted model, not a curated record.
CAUCAACCACGCACUCCUGUACCGUACGAAAAGUCUUAAUCCCCUUGAUCCUCCGUUUCUUGCGUAUUGAGCACCCUGGCGUACGCACACCCGAUCGAUGAAGCCUGACCGUCGCCAAAAUGGAAGAACCCAUCCGCAAAAGACCCCGCCUGUCCAUGUUCGCCGAUCAAUCCGAAGACGAUGUUCUCGACCAAGACCUUGACGCACUGCGCGAUCGUAAUGAUAACCUGUUAAAAUCUCGGUUCGAGUCCAUCUUCGAGAAAUAUUCUCACAACUUUGAAGGCUUCGGCGACGAGAUCAAUUUGUGGACCGGAGAAGUUGAGGUAGACAAUGGCCAUCUGCAAGGGCUUAGGGACGAGACCGAUAUUGGAGACAAGGGCAGUUCACUUCUGAGGGCAAUGACCGAGGCGGAAGACACGACCGAUUCAUAUUUCAACAAUGAGGGUGCAGACGAAGUUAUGCAGAGCAUCGAAGAGAUUGCCGAAAAUGCCGCCGAACCCAACGAAGAUCAAGAGGAGGACGAAAACGACGAAGACUGUGAUGAAGACCAAUUCCAAGACCAAAACGAUGUCGACUUGAACAGUGAUGAUGAGCUCUUUGCUCCCGUGCAACAGGUAUCGACUUCCGAGGGUCGACAUAACUCAUUCAGGAGUAGUACUGCUGCUCGAUCUCAAGGCAGUGCUUCUGACUGCGAUUCGCUCUUCGAGGUACAAAAUACCCUACGAUCAGACAGUCCAGAUUCUCUUUUUGAGGUCCAAGAGCCACAAGAGCAUUUCGGCCCCAGAACUACUACUCGGUCUUCGACAGAGAUGCCACAGGAUUAUCGUGAAAUUGACGAGGUAGAUAUCAUGGAAAAGUUUGGCCCGGAGAUUGGGAAUGAAGUCUUGGAAAUUGUACAAACGACGAGGAAUAUGGCCGAGUCACAUAUCGAACCUGCAUGGCGCAUACCUGCCAAUAUCAUCCCGCUGAGAGCCAGGCGAUCUACCUCGCGGUCGCAUACACCAGCACAGCCUAUGCGCUUAUCGCCACAACCAGAACAGCCAGUCUCGCCACAGAACAGCCGAUCUUUAUGGAAGCCGCCGAAGCCUCGCAGAACAGCCCAGCAAAUGCGUACGAUGCGUUUUAGAAGAAGCAUCAGAGCAGUAUCUGAGGAUCCCUUACAAGAAGAUUUCCGCGACGACUUAGGUCAUCCCGAAGCAAACGCCGGUUCUGACAGUGGUGACGAUUCCGAAUGGCGCGAGGAUGAAAAACCAAGAUCGAGGAAGCGAAGAGAGGACGACGAACAUAUCGAGUUGAUGAGACAAGGCAUCUGCUCGUUUUGCCGCGUGAAAUACUCUUCUCGAGCUGGAGUCUUCAGCCACUGGUCUCAUCUAGUGACUAAAGCUGAAAAGACCGGAACCGAUCCUGAUGAUAUUCAUGACUUGACAUAUAUCAGAAAGUAUCGAUCCAAGAGUCAUAUGAAGCCUAAGACAGCCAGACUAUGCCUUUGUGAUUUCAAAACCAUGGUCGAGAUGCAUGAAGGUGCUGGUGUAUCGUUUGCUGAGAUCGCCAGCAGCAAAGUCCUGCGAACGCGCAAGACCGCCCCAAUUCUCAAUGACUUGUAUGACAAGUUUCGAACGCCCGCUGGACAUGACGAGCUAGACACAAGCCCAGAGUGGUCUGAGGAGGAGCUAAAGAUUCUGGACGACCUGUCCCAGAAACCGUUACAAGAGCUCGGCACAUUUACGAGAUUCCUGAAGGACCGCAGCAAUACCGAGGUUGGCAACAAACUGGCAGAGUCGUGGCUUGUACCGUUCCGCGAGCGCAGGAGACUUCGCCAGAACGGCGACCAUCCACGUACUCUGAAUGAGGAAGAAUGGUCUGGAGGUCACGGAGCAUUCGACCAUCAGUAUAUCAAGACCGAAGAUUCGGAUGACGAAUUAUUUGGCAAUCAGGUCAGAGUGCGUCCCUGAAGGAUAUCGUCGAUGGUCGUUCGUGCUUCACCUCCAAUGUCACCUAUCUGUGCCCAAAACUUGGACAGGUGUCUUGAACCGGAGUCGCACAGAAUGGUUACGAUGCGAUGACCCGGUCCCAGUUUGAGUGCUGUUUGUAAUGCAGCCACACCUGUAAGAUGUUUUGUUAGAGAUAUACCACGUUGUUAGCAUCACUAUCUGUACACUUACAAUUCACUGCAC